Anarrhichthys ocellatus (wolf-eel) is the source of this 3163-nucleotide messenger RNA. RefSeq names its product WD repeat-containing protein 26. Gene Ontology annotation, molecular function: protein binding. The record is from RefSeq and is a predicted model, not a curated record. The transcript has 14 exons. Gene Ontology annotation, biological process: proteasome-mediated ubiquitin-dependent protein catabolic process. Lineage: Eukaryota; Metazoa; Chordata; Actinopteri; Perciformes; Anarhichadidae. Gene Ontology annotation, cellular component: GID complex. The coding region runs from base 428 to 2269 and encodes 613 amino acids.
UUCCGGUUACGUCAGGACUCCAUUAGAACUGCAGCUGAUUUGAGAGAAACAACAACAAAAACGGGCUAACUGACAGCGCUCUCAUAGUGACAGUCCGUUCUUAGCCAGACAACGAGGCCUCAAAUCUGGAAGCUGCACCUUAAUUUCCCACCCGGAGCUCCGCCGGCUUCUAACCACGGCCGCUCUCGGUGAGGAAACUCUGGCCUCCGCUUCCUCCUCCUCCGACUCGGACACCGGCGGAGCGUCGCCGCCCCCGCGGAAGAAGCACCGAGCCUCGGCGGCGGAGGGAGCAGGAGAGCCCGGGGCUUCAGCAGUUAUAACAGGCCUAUCCGGAAUUGUCUUAGGACUUGCUACUCACUCUCCUCACUCUCAAGCCACCUCUGCCAUCCACUUUAACCGAAGUGUUGUCAAUAACCUCAGCAGCAGCAUGCAGGCAAACGGGGCAGGACAGGGACAAGAAUCUUCAGAGCUAUCCUGCCUUAACAGCGCACAAAACGGGGAGUCUUCCUCGGCCGGAGGAAGCCACUCCAACGGGCUCCUCUCCAGCACGGACAACGGCAAUAGUGUCGGUACCAGUAACGGGUCUUCGACCGGGCCCGUUUCGGGGACUUCGGCUUCCUCCACGGCUUCGGCUUCGGCUUCGGGCUCGGAGGUCGGCUCUCUGAAAAAGAAGAAACGACUAUCGCAGGCGGAGGAAGAUGUCAUACGAUUAAUAGGGCAACAUCUCCACGGACUAGGGCUGAAUCAGACAGUGGACCUGCUGAUGCAGGAAUCAGGCUGCAGACUAGAACACUCCUCAGCUACCAGGUUCCGCAACCAUGUCAUGGAGGGAGAGUGGGACAAGGCUGAGAAUGAUCUCAAUGAGCUGAGAGCACUGAUGCAUUCUCCCAAUGCCAUUGUGCGUAUGAAGUUCCUGUUGCUGCAGCAGAAGUACCUAGAAUAUCUGGAGGAUGGCAAAGUCCUGGAGGCUCUGCAGGUGCUCCGGGGAGAGCUGACGCCGCUCAAGUACAACACAGAUCGCAUCCACGUACUCAGCGGGUACCUUAUGUGCAGCCAUGCUGAGGACCUGAAGGCCAAGGCAGAGUGGGAGGGCAAGGGCACCGCGUCACGCUGCAGACUGCUGGACAAGUUACAGACGUACCUGCCACCUUCUGUGAUGCUGCCCCCUCGGCGGAUGCAGACCCUCCUGCGGCAAGCAGUGGAGCUGCAGAGGGACCGCUGCCUCUAUCACAACACCAAGCUGGACAGUAAUCUGGACUCGGUCUCUCUCCUCCUCGAUCAUGUCUGCAGCAGGAAGCAGUUCCCCUGUUACACUCAACAGAUACUGACGGAGCACUGCAACGAGGUGUGGUUCUGCAAAUUCUCAAAUGACGGCACCAAACUAGCCACCGGCUCCAAAGACACUACAGUCAUUAUUUGGCAAGUGGACCCGGAGAGCCACCAGUUGAAGCUGCUGCGGACCCUCGAGGGUCAUGCAUACGGUGUCUCCUAUUUAGCCUGGAGUCCCGAUGACACCUACCUGAUCGCCUGUGGACCCGAUGACUGCUCUGAGCUGUGGCUCUGGAAUGUUCAGACGGGGGAGCUGCGGACCAAAAUGUCCCAGUCCCACGAAGACAGUCUGACCAGUGUGGCAUGGAACCCUGAUGGCAAACGCUUUGUCACCGGAGGACAGAGGGGACAGUUUUAUCAGUGUGACCUGGACGGUAACUUGUUGGAUUCCUGGGAGGGCGUGAGAGUGCAGUGCCUGUGGUGCCUGGGUGAUGGCAGAGCAGUGCUGGCCUCGGACACCCACCAACGUAUCCGGGGGUACAACUUCGAGGACCUUACGGACAGAAACAUAGUUCAGGAGGACCACCCCAUUAUGUCUUUUACUGUUUCAAAGAACGGAAGAUUAGCUUUGUUAAAUGUAGCAACUCAGGGAGUGCACCUGUGGGACCUUCAGGACCGAGUGCUCGUGAGGAAAUACCAAGGUGUGACCCAGGGCUUCUACACCAUCCACUCCUGCUUUGGAGGACACAACGAAGACUUUAUUGCCAGUGGCAGCGAAGACCACAAAGUGUACAUCUGGCACCGGCGUGGCGAACUUCCCAUUGCUGAGCUGACGGGCCACACGCGCACCGUUAACUGUGUGAGCUGGAACCCGGCCAUCCCGGGACUCAUGGCUUCCGCCUCAGAUGACGGCACAGUUCGUGUUUGGGGUCCUGCACCCUUUCUCGACACACAAGAGGCGGACGGACUCAACGAAAACUGCAGUAACAUGGACAGUUGAUGGUCACUCACGGAGCAGAUGACAUCUCUCUUUAACAACAAUCCCAGAAUCCCAGAAUAAAACGAAAUCUAAACGGGCAAAUACAAAUCCAACACCGACCUGAAGCAAGACAAGAAUAACAAAGAAAAAGCCACCAAGACAAAAAGAGAAAACAAAAGUGAGAAAAAAUGUCUCCUGACAGGCCUAGAGAACACGGUGGAGUCGAUGGCGGACACAAAAUUCAGGUCCUCAACCAAAACCUGAUCCCGACCAAGGGGAAAACCAGUCAAUGCCCAGCUGGCUACCACCGCCACCCACUGGUGAGCUGGAACAGCUGUUCUCCUCCUCCAACUGACCCUUCUCCCCACCCAUCUCGCUGCAUGGUCAUCAGCCAUGCCAGGCCCAGGAGAGCCACCUCCACCUCGAGCUUUGGAGCACAUCGAGUCCCAGUGAUGCCUCCAGACAGACAUCGCAGACCAGCCGUCUGCCUGUCUGUCUCUCACAUCACCUGUAUAACGUCUCCAUGGACAUGGGUGGGGUGUUGUUGGGGGAGGAUGGUGCAUAGGGGGGGAUAUAGCAACUCUUCUGUAUGUGUGUUCUCCUCUUCCCCACUGUCUUGCUAUAUUCUUCGCAUUUCAUCAGUUGGACAAAGGCUGAAAAUCCACCGUGAAAACACUGACCGACCAGCUGACAAAGAACACACAAAAAAAAAAAGGCUAUGCUAAAUGUUGGAGUUUUUUUAUAAUAGUCCUAGCGUAAUUCUCAUUUAAGAGGUGAAUCUUAGCUCAAGUAGUGCCCGUGGAAAGCUUUAGCGUGAAGAUUCCACUUUGUGUUUCUCGACAUUAGGAAAACAAACUUUUAAUUCCUUAAUUUAACUUCUAACACGGACAGUCCGCUGUAUUGUCGCCAGCUGAC